CCUCUGGCAACGAUAAACAAGUACACGUGAAUGACAUACAUGCAUGAAACGGAAUUAGUUUCGAAGACGGAGGUCGGACCGUUUGGAGAAGUUGGAAUCCCGGAGAAAUUGUGCUCUUCAUCGUAACUUCGUCCAAUUUGGUGUGAACAGAAAGACCGGACAGAACGUACAGACUGCAGACUGCAUUCAGUCAAUAUUGGGCGAGCAGCCAAACUGGGCAGCCAAUAUUUGAUGGCGCUGAUGAAAGAUGACAGUUUCAUUACGUGAAGGAUCUUAAAGCAAGGCCAGAGAAGAACAGCGUGGCGUACGUGCUGUGAAGGUAUAUAAGCACUUGGCUCAUCAGGUGCCGUGUGCGUGUGACUGGUGUGAAGAUCUUCUUUAGUUAGCUGUAGGGAGAAGCUAGGCAGGAGAACACUCAUUGCUGGUGCGUGCGGUUGUCCAGACUAGACUAUCCAUCACAGUGGAUGUGUAUCACUGUUGACACGGUAUCAUUCAUGUGCGGGGUGUCAUUGUCGCUUGGUAUUUACCGCGCAUCGGAUCGUAGUAUUACCACCGGGAUAGAUUAUGACUUUUAAAGGAACUGCGAUCGAAACUACAUAACACAGCAAAUGAAUCAGACGCACUUGGGAUUUGUUUUCUACGUGUGGUUAAAUUCAGCAACAUCAAAGUACAUUGCGUCUGAGGAACAACAGGUCUGAUCAUUUUGCCAAGGUGAGCAGAGCAGCGUCAAAUCAGCUCCCAUGGGAGGCCACAUCUGGUGAAACAGAUCUCCGUCUGCAUCGCCAUAACAACCACAGAGGGCAUCAUGGGAUGCGGAGGCUCCAGUCAACCGCGCUAUGAGAUGAGCAAGUCAGAAAAAUCGUUAAAAGCAGCAUUACUGAUUCAGCGAUGGUAUCGUCGCUAUCAAGCCAGACUAGAGGCUAGGAGGAGAUGUACCUGGAACAUCUUCCAAAGCAUCGAGUACUCGGGAGAACAGGACCAACUCAAGUUGUACAAUUUCUUCAAUGACAUGUUGACUUCGGUCGAAGAUUCUCCAAAAGCCAGUUUCCUUUCUGAAAAUGGCAUUUCUGAGGAAGAGGAGAAUCCCCAGAUUAUCCGUGAUGAUAAACUAGACAAGCUAGACGUCAGUAAGAUCCUAGUGGAGCCAACCUACCAGGGAGUACAGCUGACCUUCCCCCUGACUGCCCAGCAGCUGCAGGACAUGGUAGCUAGCUUGAAGGAAGACCAGCCAAUCCAUGCCAGGUACUGCAUCCAGAUCUUACUAGAGGCGCGUAAGCUGUUAAGAGAGAAGCCUAACGUCAAUCAGGCCACAACGGCUCUGGCUAAGCAGAUUACAGUGUGUGGUGAUUUGCACGGCAAGUUGGAUGACUUAUUCAUCAUUUUCUACAAGAAUGGCCUACCCUCCAAAGAAAACCCCUACGUCUUCAAUGGUGACUUUGUGGACAGGGGCCCGCAUUCUGUAGAGGUGGCGAUGCUGCUGUUUGCCUUUUUUCUUGUCUACCCAAACGAGGUCUACCUGAAUCGCGGGAACCAUGAAGAUCACAUCAUGAAUCUGAGGUAUGGGUUUAUCAGGGAAGUCCAGAUGAAGUAUGGAAAACCCAACUGUAAGCAGCAAGCCCAGUGGCUCAUCCCUCUCUUCAAAGAUGUCUUCUCCUUGUUGCCAUUGGCAACCGUCAUUGAUGGGAAGAUCCUAGUCGCACAUGGUGGCAUCUCAGACAAGACAGACCUGACGUUGCUGACCAACCUGGACAGACGAAAGUACAAGUCAGUUCUGAAGCCUCCAUUGAAGGACGGUGCCGAUGAGAUCACCGGGGAUGAAGACGACCUGACCGAUAAGGUCAACUUCUCCGAGUGGAGGCAGAUCCUAGACGUCCUGUGGAGUGAUCCUAAGAUGGUGGACGGCUGCCAGCCUAAUCUGUUCCGUGGUGGAGGGAGCUAUUUCGGGCCGGACAUCAGCAGCAAGGUGCUGAAGAAACACAGCCUAGACCUGCUGAUCCGAUCCCAUGAGUGCAAGUCAGAGGGGUACGAAUACACGCAUAAUGGACUGGUAUUGACGGUAUUCUCAGCAUCCAACUACUAUGAGAUGGGUAGUAACAGAGGAGCCUACGUGAAGCUGGGUAGCGAUCUGAAACCACGCUGUAUACAGUACAUGGCCUCCAAGUCACAUCAGAAGCUGUCCAUGGCUCAGAGAUUGAGCAUUGUAGAAGAAUCAGCAUUAAGAGAUCUGAAAGAAAAGAUGGCAACAAACAAGACGACCCUCAAGCAGGGUUUCCAACAGUUUGAUCCGAAUAAUACAGGGUUUAUUACAUUGACGCAAUGGGCUCACGUCAUGGAGGAAGUUCUAGAGCUAACCAUUCCAUGGCGGACACUGAGAAAUAAACUCAUCCGGAUUAACGACCAGGGUAUGGUGGAGUAUGAGUCCUGCAUGGAGGUGGAGUUAACGAUAGGAGGGCAUGAAGGAGGGCCCAGUGUGACCGAGGUGCUGUAUCGUAACAAGAACAGUCUGGAGACUAUAUUCAGGGCCAUGGACAAAGACCACUCAGGCACAAUAACCAUGGAUGAGUUUGAAGAGGCCUGCAGCCUUCUCAGCAAGCACGUAGGCUCGGAUAUCUCCAAGGAGUCGGUCCGUGACAUGGCGCGUUGCAUUGACAUCAACAAGGAUGGCUACAUUGAUUUCAAUGAGUUCCUGGAGGCGUUCCGACUUGUGGACACUCAAGUCAACAGUGCUGAACUGGACAGCAACAAGUCCAAGGCCGACCUGAAAAUGGACAGCAAUGGCACAAAUGACAUGGAAACCGGUACUGUCAUCUGAUUGUUAGACCGGUCUGUGUGUAUGUUUGCUGUGUGCUGGCAACUCUGGAAGCUGAAACAUUUUGCGCAACUGGAGGGUACAGUUGGAGACAAAAAAUGCCAGACCAAUUUGUGAAUUUUACCUGCAACGCACAUCGGCAAGUUUACAGAACUUCAAAACCACUGACAUAAUUACUUGGUCCUUCAAGUGUUUCUUAACUGUCAUGUUUACAUUCUAAGCCAUGUACAACGUCAUUUGGAUUGGAUUGUUCAAUGCAACAACUAUCUAAAGCAUCUGUAGUGUUGCUGACGUGCAUUGGAACUUGAUUGAACUUCAGCUGAAAUAUCAUAAGCGUGCUGCGGACAGCCAGUGCAGUUGCAAGAGUGUGCAUUGAGCAAUUAAAGAAGUAGGGGCUUGGGACUAGAGGACUUGUGGUGGACUUGGUUACAUUACUGCAGAGUCGUUGCUCCUGAGACAUGUACCUUCAAAAUGUCUGUUGUUGCAGAGAUCAGACACUUACAUCAUUCAAUGCAUGUUGACAAACUAAAUUACUAAUGAAAUGAGACUUGCAUGGAAAUUGAAGUUUGAUCAUUUCCUAUACCGCUCUCUUGAGGCGAUAUUAGGAAUUACAGGUGAGCCUUGCAUUUUUUUUCCAGCGAGUCUUUGAGCGACUUUGUGGGAUACUUUGUCAGAGACUUCAUUAACGCUGAAAAAAAAAAUGCAUCUCUAAACCAUUACAUUUAAAUUUGCCUCAACUUGCCCCCUGGCAAUCUAACGGCCAGCAAUUUUCAAGCAGCAUUACAUUAUUGUGGAUAACUCUGUACAAAGGAUUUCAAAAGUGUAAAUAGCAAAAUGGCUACAGUUUAGCCAUUAAAAAAAAAUAUUGUACGGUUGUUUUCCCGUAUCUGUAUUUUAUUUCUCUGUCACUGAGCAUUUUUUAGUAAAGGCGAAAUUUGAAAAUUUGAAUGCAAGAAAUAAUGAGAGAACAGAACAAAUUAGUGCUAGCUGCCUUAUAAUUCUACCAGAAUCAUUUUCGGAUGAGCAAGCUUAUCUAAUGUAACCACUUUGUUUUGAAGUAAAGUUUUCAUAAAUGAAAAAUUAAAAAAAUGUUUUUAAAGUAAAGACAUGUGACAAUGACAAUGAUACGGGUUUGCUUUAAAAAGAUAUAUUUCAGCAGCACACAUUUCACACUAUAUGUGAAUCAAAUUUGUUUGUAUUCAAAGCAAAUUUUAGCAUCGUGAAUUCGUUUGGGUGCGUUUGGGCUUUGUUGAUAUUUUUUUAAGUUUUAAUGUUAUUGGUAAAUGUAUAUUAAGUAAUAUUUUUAAUUGUAAUUUGAGAAAGAAAGACAAAGAAACCUAAGGUAGUUUUACACACAUUGUUGGCUGAAGAGAAUUUUCACCGUUUUAUUUUUGUGUGGUGUUGCUGUGUUGGUGCCAUCAAUAUGUGUACAUGUACAUGCAUAAUACUAGCUUGGCUGCUUGAAAACUAAAAUCUUGAAACGUAUUUUUGUAUCAGACUAUGAUAUAUUUUAUUUUUAUUCAGUUAAAAAAUAGGAGAACAAGCAUUAAUCGUUGUGACCAGCUUUUUUUUAGACUCGGGGGAAAGACAAAAAAGAAGAUAUUAUGAAACCACUAUAAUCUCAUUAUUUUUGUAAUGGGUGACUUGGACCAAUGCAAAAGUAAACUACUGUACUAACAAUGACAAGGUGUGAAUGGUGGCACAUGUGUAGGUCUGUAAGCAUCACCGUCAUGUAAACAGAUCAAGCAUAGAAAUGAAUGUUACUGAUUAUUUUGCGAACAAUAUUGCGGAAAUUUGAUUCAUGAUACUCUGCUCAAGACAUAUUUUAACCAGUUAUCCUGGUUUUUCAAUAUUGGGUUUUUGCCCGUCACUGAUGUAUUUUUAUUAACACUGUGUACUCAGUGUUGUCCAAGGACCUGUGAGAAAAAAAAAGUCAUAAUCUUACUCGGGUGGGACUCGAACCCACAACCUCCUGCAUUACUAGUGCAGACGUCUUACCACUCGCCCACCGAGCUUGCAAGGAUUGGUUGGCUGGUACGAAUCUGAUAUAGCAGCGGGUACCGCAACCAAACUAUUCAUAAGAUGGAGUUUGCAUCGGUGAGAUGUAAAUCCUUGUUUUUGAAAUAAAGAUGGUCACAAACUCCUAAUGUUCUCCAAGUAUUAAAUUGUACUAUUUACCAAUGGUGAAAUGCCGAGGUAAAAAAAACCAGAUACAACUGCUCGCUGUGAAACUAGUUUGUAAUUUUAGUACUUGAUUAAAAUAUGUAAUUUUACAUGUAAAAAAAUCAUUGGAGCUUUGUAAGAAGUAUGAAUUCUUUCAGCCUAAAAAUGUCGAAAUGUUUGAGUUGGUGCUUUGAGGAAUUUUUAACAUCAACUGAAAUUUUGCACACUGUAUACAAAUACCUUUGAAGAAACUGUUGCAUUAGAAUUGCAUUUCAUUGCUCAUUCAGUAUUGUACUUGUAUUCAUUUUCUUUGGGGUUGAUAAACAUUCCAAAUUUGAAGUGCUCAUAAACAAACCUUGAUCCAACUUCUUUACAAAGACUUUUGUAACAUUCUUGCCUGUAUUUUCUAUAAUUUAUGUACAUAUUACAUUGGAAUUGUUAUGUACAUGUACAGCUUUUUUUUGUUCCACAAAUGGCACAUAUAAUGCUUAUACUUUGUUACUAAAUGUUUAUUUUCAGCAGGCUCAAUACAUGUAUACUCGUAUGACUUUGUACAUUUGUAUAGACCGUGUCACACCUGUUUGUGGUCACAUGAUGCAAACUGUGGUCACAUGAUACAAUUGUGGUCACAUGAUCCAAACUGUUCUAUUCUGUGCUGCAUGUACACUGUACAAUGUAAUACAGAUUUAGCUACAACCAAAUUCUAGUCAUUAAGUGAAUAUAAAUCCUUGGCCUCAACUGUGCAUUUUUAUUUAUGUGCACAAUAAAUAUAAAACUGGUGUUCCGCUCUUUACAAAAUUUGUAUGUGCAAAAAGAGAAAUAAUUUUUGCCAGUUCAACUGAUUUUGUAUCAUUUUACAAUCUAGUGGUUUACAAGUUUUAACAUUUACUGUUAAAUGUUGGCAACAUAAAGUGAGAACAAUGCUGAAAAUAUUUCCUUCUGUAUUCACAAGCAAACUGCUUGAAUUCCCAUUGUUAAAUUCCAUCCCAGUUUUAAUAAAAAGCUAUGUUUUUGAAAGUUGUGUCCUUUCGUUUGGAGGGAUCAGGACAAAUGGCACAAUGGUUCCAAAAAUGAUGUAUUAUUAAAAUGAUCUAUUUU
Molecule: messenger RNA, 6070 nt
Organism: Patiria miniata (bat star)
Lineage: Eukaryota; Metazoa; Echinodermata; Asteroidea; Valvatida; Asterinidae
Product: serine/threonine-protein phosphatase with EF-hands 2-like
Exons: 16
Coding region: 806-2812 (668 amino acids)
Biological process (GO): detection of stimulus involved in sensory perception
Cellular component (GO): cytosol; nucleus
Molecular function (GO): protein serine/threonine phosphatase activity; iron ion binding; calcium ion binding
Source: RefSeq, a predicted model, not a curated record